Molecule: messenger RNA, 5276 nt
Organism: Austrofundulus limnaeus
Lineage: Eukaryota; Metazoa; Chordata; Actinopteri; Cyprinodontiformes; Rivulidae
Product: adhesion G-protein coupled receptor D2
Exons: 24
Coding region: 424-3108 (894 amino acids)
Biological process (GO): cell surface receptor signaling pathway; adenylate cyclase-activating G protein-coupled receptor signaling pathway
Cellular component (GO): plasma membrane
Molecular function (GO): G protein-coupled receptor activity
Source: RefSeq, a predicted model, not a curated record
AUCAUGAAUAAUAUUUGUACUGUUAUGUAAGUACACAUUAAACCAAAUAUUUUCUCCAGUGACUUGAUGAGUUACCACAACUAAUAUCUUAGUAUAUUAUUUUAGAAUUAAGUUUAGAUCAAAUAUAGAACCAAUGUCAGACAAGACCCACUGGAGUUUACACCCGGGCCCCUAGGGGUCCCCGGACCCCUUUUUUUUUCUUUUUUUUUUUUGCCAACCUCCUGCUGCUGGCUGCAGGUUACACCCACUCCUCUUCUUAUUCCCCGUUCAUGCUCGGGAGUCAACAAGCUUCGUGUUCUUGCACAGUUCGAGCAGAUUUAGCUGAAGUKAAAAACUGAAUCUUUCGUAAGAGAGUGGAUGUUGCGUUCACGGACACGACUCGACUGAAACGAGAAGACGCACAAUAAGGACUAAUAAAUCAGGAUGUGCUGGUUAUACUUGUCCAGUUUAAGCCUGCUUGUGUGUGUUCACAGCUUUACAACAGCCUUUACACUUCAAACCAGAAGCCAUGCAUAUGGGGAGUCGUACUUUGARUAUGUACCUGAUCGCCUUCAGUGGCAGACUGCAGAGGAACUGUGUAAGCAACGCUCCGGGGCCUUAGCAACAGUCUCCAACCCAGCAGAGAACCAAGACCUGGCCAGCUUUCUAAAAUCAUUGAAAAUCUCUCAGCCUGUGUGGGUUGCCAGGAAAGUUUUGAAACACCAGACAAGAAAAUUCACCUUUCUUGAAGGUUUUUUUGAAUCUCAAGAUGAAGAACUUUGGCUAAAUAAAACGUGGACCUUUGAGUUGUUCAAACCAAUAGAAGAUGAAGACUGCAGCGUCUUYGACCCAGUUAUGGAGGUCCGUGGCCUGAGGAACUGCAACUCAUACAGAGGGGCUGUCUGUCAGUUUAAAAAAGAAGACCUGGACAGUUUCAGUUUACCAAAUUCACCAUUCUUCAGUAAACUGAAUGAAGAUUCCAUUACUAGACUGGUAAUGAAGGAGCUAAGUGUCAACACCUCCUGGAGCAGAGAUCUGACCUUGCUGCAGCAGCUGACUCAGGCUGUCUUAUAUAGAAUACAGGCUGACGGCCCUCACCUCCUGACCCCGGCUGACAUCUUCUCCCUCUCCCAGCUGAUUGAUUGGAUUGCAUCUAGUGCCUCCUUUGAAGCAGCUAAUUCAGCAGAGGUCAUGCUGUCCAUUGCUACAAACUAUGUAAACGUUGCCAGUAUGAUGCUGGAGCCGCACAUGGCUACACAGUGGGUUGGCCUGACUGAGGAUGGGGUCAACGUUGGUCCGUUUACUAUUGUCGAGAGCAUUGACAGUCUCACUAAAGCUCUUGCAGACACUCUGUCUGCAGAGCGAAGGGGCUUCACUCUUUCUACUAAAAAUAUAGUCGUGUACUUGAAUUGGCAAAARCUUUCUCAGGACAGCUGUAAUCAAGUCUUCAAGCCAUCUGCACUCAUCUCUCAGCAGCACAGCAGCAGUAGUGUUGAUGAGUUGAUUAUUCCAGACUCUGAACUCCAGAGAAUACACGCACAAGGAUCUGAAGAAGUGAUGUUUAUUCAUACACACUACAACCAUCUCAGUGAGAUUGUGUCUGAAGCAGAGGAGCCUGCACCGAGUGACAAACUAAAAAGUGGUCUCUCAGGUCAGCUAUCUUCUGCUGUCAUAUCAGCCAUGGUUCGAGAUACAUCAAAGGGCCAAACUAUUCCUGUGUCCGUCCAGUACACCCUCUCUUCUUCACAUACGGCAGAAUAUUCGCAGAUAGUUAGUCCUGUUUGUGCCUUUUGGAAUUUCAGCCUAAUACAUACUCACACACAAAGCUGGUCCAAUGACGGCUGCUCAGUGAUCUUUGUCAGCUCUGGUGUCACUUCCUGUCAGUGUAACCACACUACCAACUUUGCAGUCCUGAUGAAUUACCUGGAAUCUAAGUGGAGUCCUGAAGAUAACCUUAUUUUGAGCAAGUUGACAUUCAUCGGUUCUGGUGCAUCUCUGUGUGCGCUGGUGGUUACCUUGAUGCUCUUCACUGUGCUGGAUAUUCCCAAAUCAGAUAGGACUUCAACUCAUAAAAAUCUGUGCAUAGCUUUAAUCUGCGCCCAGGUGAUUCUGCUCUGCAGCGGCUCAGCCAUUCAUAGUAAGGUGGGAUGCACACUUGUUGCUGCACUGCUUCAUCUAUUCUUCAUGGCAGCUUUCAGCUGGAUGCUGGUGGAAGGUCUGUUGCUCUGGAGCAAAGUAGUAGCUGUCAACCUGAGCGAGGAUCAUCAUAUGAAGUAUUACUAUCUCAUCGGCUGGGGCCUGCCAGUGCUGAUAGUUACCAUCACGCUAGCAUCSGCCUUUGAGAAAUACUCAGCUGAUGACUACUGUUGGCUCAGUGUCCAGAAUGGAAUCAUCUGGGGCUUUGUGGGGCCUGUCAUCUUCAUCAUUAUGGUGAAUAUCUUUGUCCUGACCAGAGUGGUGAUYAUCACCAUCUCCACAGCUAAAAGAAGGUCCAUCAUGCUUGGGUUGGGCACGAGUCCUGUUGAGCAAGCCUAUGAGCAAAUCAGGGCUGCAGUGAAAGCAGUGUUGGUGUUGCUGCCGAUCCUCGGACUGACAUGGCUGUGUGGAGUUUUGGUGCCGUUUUCUAUCGUCAUGGCCUACCUCUUUAUCCUGCUUAAUUCCCUACAGGGCCUGUUCAUCUUUCUGAUAUAUGGGGUGUACAACACAGAGGUUCGAAGCACUGUCAACAGGAUCAAGGAGAGGAGGAAAGCACUGAAUUUUUCAAAUUGUGCCAGCUCCCGACCGUCCAGCUCAGUUACUAAUUCCCGUCCUGCAAGUUUGCCCCUUGAGACAACGCAGAGUCAGGAGGAGGAGGAAACCUACUCAAGCAGUAUCACACCAUGCCUUGGAAAAGAGGAGGGGAACAGAGAUCAGUUGCUGAUUGCUGCUGAACCAGAGAUACCAGAAAAGUUCCUGAUUCAAACUUCCAGCGGCCCUCAUCUCGGCAGUAAGAGGUCUCCUGCUGUAGAUGUGGAUGCUUUACCACCUGGCUGUCUUCUUCAUGUUCCCAUGGAGCUCGAGUUCGCAGCUUCCUGUUUUCCUCGCAGUCCUUCAUCUUCAAAAAGCCACGGCCUCGUAGAUGUAGACUGACACGGCUGACUGCAUGUUGACUCUUGUUUCAUUGUGAGAAGGAUUUGUAGCUACUCUUUGUACAAUGUUUUUAUUGUUUUAAAUCAUGCCUUCCUUUUUCUACCUUUUGAAAUACAUUGUCUGUGGUCAAUGAUGAUGAAAUUUGUGCUCAUCUGUGUUGCUGAGAAAUAGAUUUUUUUGUCGGUUUAGAAGUACUUUCAGUGAAGGAUUCACCGUAAGCAGAAUCUUUUUAAAUGUUUUUAAUUAAGUCUUUUUUCUUUCUACAAGGACAUUGUAUUUUGAUAAUAUAAUAUGUUUUUUUGCCUUUUUUCUGUACAGAAAAAAAAUCACAUUGUCCUGUUUGUGAACUCAUUGUGUAACUGUGAUUUAUCUGCAGGAUCUUUCUGCUGAGGACAUUUAUAUGAUCUUCAUCUGUAACCAUCAAAUACAUUUUCUUUAGAUGUCAGCAGAAGGAUAUUGAACAAAAUGGAUUUUUUUAUCUACUACAUUUAUAGCUACAUUUUUUUCAGUCAAAGCUAUAUAAUGUCUUAUUCCAUCAAGUUAAGUUUAUUAUGUAAUAUAUUUUUUCUAGUAUUAAACAAGUGAAAUGAAAGUAGAAUUACUGUUUAGAGAAACUGAGAAUUUGUUGGUAUUAUAAAUAUUUAUUAAAAUGUGAAAAAAAUCUGUCCAAGAACAAGUGCUACUUGGAACAUUCAGAAAAUCUGCAAUGUGGGUGAAAGUCAGAUGAAUUGAAAAGAAACAAUAUUUAGAAAUUUAACUUAAUAUUUCUGCCAAAUACCUGUUAAUGUUUUAUUUUUUUCUCUUUUUGUUUUGUUUGUGGUUUUUUUUGUAUAAAUUGAACUGAAUUGUUCUUUUUUUUUAAAUAAAACUAAAGACUCUUUGCAAACAUUUGGGUCUUAGACGUUUCUCCCUCCUCAUCAUGAAGCUUGGAACUUUUUAAGUUUUGAAUUGAGAAAUAUCCCAUAGGAGGCAAAAUAACUUCAACUACACCCAAUAUGCCCAACAGCUGUUUUUCUUUCUCUUUUUCUUGCAGGGAGGGAUUCUCCAUAGGGUGCAAGGCCUAACGAUUGUGAAAACUGCUGGUUUUGAUUGUUUUGCAGCAAACAGCUGGAUUAUGACAGCAGAGUCACCAAACACACUUCCUCCUAAUUUUACAGAUUCAUAGAACAGCUCUUAGAGCUGAAGCAGACUUGUAUGUGGUGUGAGGUUUACCUUCUAGGGUAUCUGUGCAGGAUUUAAACAAACAACAGAGAAGAUUGUCUGAUCAGGACACACAACAAAUGAGGUGAAGAGAUGGUAAAGCUCAGAAUAAGAAUGGACUGAAGGGAAUUUUCUGUACAUUAAACAUGCCACUAAAAUAAUUUUGACAGUUGCAUCGAUCAUUUAUCAAAAUGUGAACAAAAUGAAUGAAUAAACAUGUUGCAGGAAGCAGAAUAAGGGACACUUUGAUAAAACAGCAACAACUACUGUAUUCUACACAAAGACAAACUCAGCUUCAGAAAAAAGCAGACUGUUAUAAGUGAGGGGGAAAUGAUUCAUUCUGCUAAAUUUGGGCACAAGAUUUAAAAUCACAACUCAUGGGAAAUAUGCAGUCUUUGGUAAACGAGGAAACCAGAAAGAAUUAUUUUCAGGUUGUUAUCCAGUAAGAAAAAAACGGAUGUAACACAAAUAUAUAUAUAUUUUUUCAACGCCUUACAUACAAUGCUUACAGAUCUGCAUGAACAUUUAAAGAACUGGAAAAAAUAAAAAUAAAAAAAUUGUAUUUUUGCUCCAGACCUGCAUCUCAAAACCACUCAUGGAAACAAAACAGAGAGCAUGCUACAGUAAACAAAUUUAUUCUGGCGUUGAAACCUCACGCCAUGUAACACAAAUAUGGUGACCCAGUGACGCAAUAAAUUAUCUUCAUUAUUAUUAGGCGUAACCAGUGACAUACUGUACAUCGAUAAAAGUUAAAGAACUGUAAAUAAGAAAAAGCGAAAUAGAUUUACAAAAAAAGCGAAGUGAAACAAUAUUCUUUUGACAGCAAUGCUAAAAAAAGGUUUGAAUGCCAGCAGACACAGAAAUUAAAAUUGUCUCAUUUCCCUUUGAUUUUAGAGUCUCACGACAUAAUUUAAGUACUGUUCAAAAACAUAUUAUAAAAGAAACUUGAACACUGUACACACACCAAA